UUAACCGGUGUCGGUAAAUCUUUGACAGGUAAAACAAUUUCGAGCAAAAGUGGCCGCUUUUACGAGCGGCGAUGGUGCCACGGUGGUGAUGGAGGCCUUGCAGCAGACCUGAUGGUCGACUGGAGGCAGGCGAUCCUGACGCCGCCCGCCUACAGGGUCGGCAGCAGCACACUCCGCCUGCAGAUGCGCUUCGUGGCCGCCGUGGUGGCCGUCGGGGCCUUCCUGCUAGUGCUGCUCUACUUUUCCACCAGCAACCGAGGCCACCUGCGGCCCGCCGUGGUGCUGCCGCCGCCCUCGCCCUCGCCGCAAGAGGAGGCAGGCCCCAACCGGUCGUACCCUCUCACCCGGCCGCUGGUUGGCCGUGGGCAGCUCACUUACGUCAUCGGCAUCAUCGCCGACCUGGACACGGCCGCCGCCGAGGCUGACGGCCGCUCCUGGAAGUCGCUGUUCCUGCGUGGCCGGCUGACGUGGACGCCGGCCAGCAGGAGUGUAGCAGUUACCUGGGAUGCAAAUCCUUUAGACAUCAAAGGCCAACUGGCCGCUGGCGGCCGUGGCAUGGAGCUGUCCGAGCUGGUGACAUUUAACGGAAAGCUAUUGACCGCCGACGACCGGACUGGCGUAAUUUAUCAAAUUCUGGACCACGGCGGGCAAAAGCCCCGCGUUGUGCCAUGGGUAUUGCUUGCCGACGGCGACGGCCGUGCAGGCAAAGGCUUCAAGUCUGAGUGGGCCACCUGCGCCAACGGCCGCCUCUGGGUGGGCGGCCUCGGCAAGGAGUGGACCACGUCCAAGGGGGAGCUGGUCAACUACGACCCCAUGUGGGUCAAGCGCGUUGCUCCGGAUGGAGGCGUCGAGCACGUCGACUGGAGCAAGAACUAUGAGAAAAUCAGACAUGCCUGUGGAAUCUCAUUUCCAGGCUACUUAAUCCAUGAAGCAGUCAAUUGGAGCGAGCGCCACAAGCGAUGGUUCUUCCUGCCAAGGAGAGCCAGCAAGGAGAGGUACGACGAGGAGAAGGACGAGCAUAUGGGCACCAACCUACUCAUCACGGCCGACGCCGCGUUCCAGGACAUCCAGGUGUCCGAAGUUGGGCCAUUGGUGCCAAGCCACGGCUUCUCCUCCUUCAAGUUCCUCCCGGGCACCGAUGACGAGGUCAUCGUCGCCCUCAAGUCCGAGGAAGACCAGGGGAAGUCGGCCACGUACCUCACCGUCUUCACCGUCAAAGGAGAGGUGCUCUAUGCGGAAACCAAAGUCGCCGACAAGAAAUUCGAAGGCAUCGAGUUUAUUUAAACAGAACAGACUGCAAGAGAAGUGCUCAAAUUUUGUAGAACACUCGGAUUUUGAACAGUUUAAGUUGAAGAAAGUGUGGCCUUCGAAGAGACCUUUACGAGAGGCCAAAAUUGCAUUUCAAUGUCACUUUUUGUUGCAUUAUCUUUCGUCUGAGAUGUGAUACGCAUAAGCACUUAUAGUAUUUCCUACCAAUAAAAUUGCACGCCAUCGUUUUAGCUGAUUUUAAACA
Cloeon dipterum is the source of this 1513-nucleotide messenger RNA. RefSeq names its product soluble calcium-activated nucleotidase 1. Lineage: Eukaryota; Metazoa; Arthropoda; Insecta; Ephemeroptera; Baetidae. The transcript is spliced from 3 exons. The record is from RefSeq and is a predicted model, not a curated record. Gene Ontology annotation, biological process: proteoglycan biosynthetic process. Bases 112 to 1284 code for a protein of 390 amino acids. Gene Ontology annotation, molecular function: calcium ion binding; UDP phosphatase activity; GDP phosphatase activity.